Messenger RNA from Necator americanus (New World hookworm), 513 nucleotides. RefSeq lists its product as uncharacterized. Gene Ontology annotation, cellular component: condensed chromosome; nucleus; site of double-strand break. Gene Ontology annotation, molecular function: single-stranded DNA binding; histone H3K36 methyltransferase activity; DNA topoisomerase binding. Bases 1 to 513 code for a protein of 170 amino acids. Gene Ontology annotation, biological process: DNA integration; DNA double-strand break processing; replication fork processing. NCBI's taxonomy places the organism in Eukaryota, Metazoa, Nematoda, Chromadorea, Rhabditida, Ancylostomatidae. The record is from RefSeq and is a predicted model, not a curated record. The transcript has a single exon.
AUGGUCGAACAUUCCACCCAUAUUCGACAUGUACUCCUUUACGAGUUCGAAUAUAGCCACCCCGCUGCUGCUCAUCGAAACUUAUCUCAUGUAUUCUGCACUGAAUCCCCUUCUGAGCGGUUUGUGCGCGCCUGGUUCCAGCGUUUUAAAGCCGGAAACAAGAAAGUCGAAAAUGAGCCUUGCUCUGGUCGACCGACUGCAAUAUCAUUCGACGAACUAAAGAAUCUGGCGGAGCAGCAUCCAUAUGAAGGUGUGUGGUAUUUUGCUGCCAGUCUUGGCUGUUCGCUGUCCACCGUGAGUAAUGGACUGCGAUCUCACGGAAUGGUGAAAAAGCUCGGUCAGUGGCUCCCACACGCACUGAGCGACGGCAACCGCCAAAGUCGCUUGGACAUCUGCACUCAGCUGCUCUCCAGAAGCCACAGAUUCGACUGGCUGGACACCAUUGUCACUGUAGAUGGAAAAUGGGUCCUCUACGUCAACUACACCCACAAACGUGCGCAGUGCGCGAAAUGA